Messenger RNA from Notolabrus celidotus (New Zealand spotty), 1647 nucleotides. RefSeq names its product DNA replication and sister chromatid cohesion 1 (gene dscc1). Bases 173 to 1345 code for a protein of 390 amino acids. The transcript is spliced from 9 exons. The record is from RefSeq and is a predicted model, not a curated record. Gene Ontology annotation, biological process: mitotic sister chromatid cohesion; maintenance of mitotic sister chromatid cohesion. Gene Ontology annotation, cellular component: Ctf18 RFC-like complex; nucleus; chromatin. Lineage: Eukaryota; Metazoa; Chordata; Actinopteri; Labriformes; Labridae.
AGCGCACCUACGUCAUUUCCGUUAUGACAAAAAGAGAGCGGGGAACUUGACAUCCACCAAACACUACAGCACAGUGACAUUAUAGCUUUGUUCUGUGUUUGUCCUUUAGAAACUUGGAGAGUCAAGAAGAAGGGUUAAUCUAUUUAAACGUUACCAAUCUAACUGACCCAGGAUGAGAACUUUAGAGGAGGUCCAGGCCACUCUGGAGAUCGCCAAACUCAAAGAGGAGGAUCUGCAGAAAACUAUGCAGUGUCUGUCUUUUGGAGAAACGGUGACAUCCGGAGACUACUGCCUAAUGGAGCUGGAUGACACACUUUGCAAACACAUUGAAGCUGGACAAAGUCUAGUGAUCCGAGGGGAUAAGGAGGAGCGAACAGUUCUCUGUAGUGGUGACAAAACCUAUGAUCUUAAAAUAGCCGACACAUCUAACCUGCUGUUGUUAGUACCCGGGUGUAAAACACCAGACCAGCUGACCAACAGUCAAGACAGCUCUCAUGUGGCACGUGCUCAGAUCUGGGGAUUCACUAACAGCUACUGGGAGCUGCGUAAACAACGCCCCAAACUGAAGAAACUGAAGAAGCUGUUAAUGGAAAAUGCCUAUGAAGGACCUUCUAUAGCGGGGCAGGAGGAGGUCACAGAAAACAGGUACACAAUGCAGGACCUGUUGGAGAGGAUCCAGGCCAGUGAAGAAGAGAUCAAGACCCAGUUAGAGACCAUCAAUGCCUGUCAGAUAGAUGGUUACUGGCGCAUGCUGGAGUUUGACUACGAGAUCAAGCUGCUCGGUCACAUCACUCAGCUGGUGGAUUCUGAGUCCUGGUCCUUCAACAAGGUUCCUCUUGAAACCAGUUUGGAAGAGUUAGGUCCCCUUGAACCAAAAGAGAUGAUCGAGCACUGUUUGAACUGCUACGGGAAACGCUACAUGGAAAAUGACAAAGUUUUCUAUGCGUUACAUGAGGAUAAAGUAUGUCGGGCGAUCGCGCUGUUGUUGCUUCAGAACGCUGUAAAGUUCAACCUGCGGGAGUUUCAGGAAGUCUGGCAGCAGAGUGUCCCAGAUGGAAUGAGCACAAGACUAGACCAGCUGAAGAGUGUCGCUCUGCUGGACCAAACAUCCCGUCCAGAGACUAUCUGCCUCCUGCGGGUGGAGGAUCUCCCUGAGGACACGCUGGAGCGCUUCAACCACCUCUUCACACUCAGAGAGAAAUGGACAGAAGACGACAUCACCCCGUACAUCCAGGACCUGUGUGGAGAGAAACAGACCACUGGAGCCCUCCUGACCAAAUAUGCUCGAUCUUCAAUGCAAAAUGGGAUCAAGGUCUUUAACUCCAGAAGGCCUGUGGCAACAUGAACACGUUUUCUGUUAUGUCAUGUGAAAAUGUGAUUAUGUUUCUUCCCAGAGUUACUUCUGAAAAUAUUUAACUUGUAAUUGUACUUAAAUAUACCGUGCUUACAUAGUAGAUAUUUGUCAGUCAACUAUCUUGUUGCAAUUCAACUUGCUAGCUUGUUCAAUGGAAAAAAUAUCAGCUUAAGGAUUUGUUUUGUUUUUUCACUUGAUACCAGAUAAGAUUUUUGUUAUUUCUGCUUCUAUUUUGUCCAUAAAUGAUGAUACAUAUUGAUAAUAAAGUAAGUCUUUGUGAUAUUAUCACUCUG